AGGAGUGUGAGACUUAAAUUGACCCAGAGAAAGAGAUAAACCAGUUUAACAGGACUCUCUACCAGUACAAAAGCCCCAGUUUCCCUCUCAGUCACCUCAGUCAUAGCUUUUCCACCAGCCUGAAGAAGAUCAACCUUCCCCCGGUCCUGCUGUCACCAUGAUUCACCUGCUCGCUGCUGUGGUCGUCCUGGGGGCUGUUUAUGUUCUUCUGGUGGAAACUCUGUUUAAGAAAUCUAAAUGUAAAGGGCAGAGAGACAUGACUGGAAAAAAUGUCAUAAUUACAGGUGGAAAUACAGGCAUCGGAAAAGCCACUGCGAUGGAUCUUGCUGGUCGAGGAGCGAGAGUCAUCUUGGCCUGCAGGAACCAGCAAAAAGCUGAGGCUGCCAUCAGUGAUAUUGAGAAGAUGACUGGGAGCACCAAUGUUGCGUACAUGCAGCUUGACCUGAGCAGUCUCAAAUCUGUGCGUUCCUUUGCUGAGACCUACCUGAAAACGGAGUCGAGACUGGAUCUUCUCAUCAACAAUGCAGGUCUUGUAGCAGACGGUAGAACGGAGGAUGGCUUCGGAAUAGAGUUUGGUGUGAAUCAUCUCGGCCAUUUCCUGCUGACCUGUCUCCUGCUGGACAGACUGAAGGAAAGCCCGGGAGCCCGUGUGAUCACCCUCUCCUCCAUGGCUUAUCAGUGGGGAACAAUUGACUUUGAUGCUCUGGCUGCUAAUAAAGAUCUGGGCACUGGCAGAUACAGCUGGCAGUUCUUCCACGCCUACUGCAACAGCAAGCUCUGCAACGUCCUCUUCACACAUGAGCUCGCCAAGAGACUGAAGGGCACCAACGUCACCUGCUACAGUGUUCACCCAGGUGUUGUGAAAACCGAGCUCUCCCGUCACGUCAGUCUCUGGCAGAAGGUGUUUAUCGAGCCGGUGGCCUGGCUGCUGUUCCUGGACCCAACGACCGGCGCUCAGACCACGCUCCACUGUGCCCUACAGGAGGGUAUCGAGGCUCUCAGCGGCCGCUAUUUCUCCUGCUGUGCUGUACAGGAAGUGAGUGCCCGGGCUAAAGACGACGCAGUGGCCAAGAAGCUGUGGGACGUGAGCAUGAGGUUAUCUGGACUCUCCUAAACCCAACAGGACUGUUAAAUCCACAGCCUCAGAGACUGCAGCCUGGAGGCGCUCACUCGGAUGGAUGUGAUUUGAUAAAUGUGUAAUAUAAAAGUACAAGAAUGUGAUGGCUACGGUACGUUGUAAGAUAUAAACGCACAAUGAAAUGUAUUAUCUUUGUGAUUUUUGAUAUUACGAAUAUUGUGUUGGUGUUUUUGAGAGAUUUAAGUUAUUUUUAAAAUAUUGUAAUAAAAUAUGCACUGUGUUUAACGUA
Messenger RNA from Astyanax mexicanus (Mexican tetra), 1367 nucleotides. RefSeq names its product dehydrogenase/reductase SDR family member 13. NCBI's taxonomy places the organism in Eukaryota, Metazoa, Chordata, Actinopteri, Characiformes, Acestrorhamphidae. The record is from RefSeq and is a predicted model, not a curated record. The transcript has 5 exons. The coding region runs from base 158 to 1114 and encodes 318 amino acids.